AUGAAAUUGAACAUUGCCGCCAUCCUACUCGCAGCCCACGCAUGCCAUGUACUAGCAGCGACUACGUCCAACCCGGCCGCAGCCGAAGAGUGUGGCGACCUUGGAAUCAUGGAAUAUGAUGAAGUCAAUCUGCCUCAGGGCAUGACGCCUUCGGAUGUACGCAAAUGUGCGAAACAUCCUCUUGGUGACACGCGUAUCAUCGUAGAGGGUUCUCUAGCUCCCGGAGGCGUUCCUCAGGAAAAUUCCAUCAUUAUCCAGCCUAGACGCUGUUCUUGGGACGCCCCAUACGGUUGCGCCCAUAGCUAUUGCUGGAAGGCGUGCGGUCAACUCGGCGAGUGGUGCUGGAUGGCAGAAGGUGACGGGACUGGCCCAUGGGUCCAGUGUGACACCUAUAAGGAUUACUCGAUAUUAUCCCGUUAUGGAAAAGGGUGUGGUAAGAAUUAUGGCUGCGGUUGUUAA
Messenger RNA from Annulohypoxylon truncatum, 459 nucleotides. RefSeq lists its product as uncharacterized. The record is from RefSeq and is a predicted model, not a curated record. The transcript has a single exon. Bases 1 to 459 code for a protein of 152 amino acids. Lineage: Eukaryota; Fungi; Ascomycota; Sordariomycetes; Xylariales; Hypoxylaceae.